This is a messenger RNA of Chenopodium quinoa (quinoa), 2363 nucleotides long. RefSeq lists its product as uncharacterized. The transcript has 2 exons. Lineage: Eukaryota; Viridiplantae; Streptophyta; Magnoliopsida; Caryophyllales; Amaranthaceae. The record is from RefSeq and is a predicted model, not a curated record. Bases 1452 to 2084 code for a protein of 210 amino acids.
UUUGGUUUGGGUUGGUAGCCUAGCACGGUGUCUGUGUGACAUCCUCCUGCAGUCCUGCAUCCAGAAUUUCUCAAAUUUCAAAGAAAAAAACCUGAAUUCGUACUACACAAUAAAUACAAGCUAAAUUUUCAUUAAUACCACCCAAUUUUACUCUGCUUCUCACCCAUUUUCACUCUCAGAAGUGCAAUUUUGCUCUUACAGGACUCAAUUACUGCUACUUCUGCUUCUUUUCCUUCCACUUUCUUCAAUGGCCCUCCAUAAGAUGAAGAUAUUCAAUUCUGUUGCCAGCAAGAUUCUGUGCACCGUGAAAUCUUCUCAACACUUCAGCAAACGUGGAUUCUGCAGCUUCUACGGUGAGUCAACAGAAGCCAAGAACGUGAACGUCUUCAUGAAACAGGGCCCACAGAAAUCCAUGGAGUCAUGGGAAGAAGAUGGAUCGCUUCGAUUUCGGUUUGAUAUUCCAGGAGUCCCAAAAGAGAAAGUAAAGCUGGAGGUUGUAGGGAAUACAUUGACUUUUGAAGCUGAAGCAGUGGAGAUUCCAUGUGAUGAGGGAAUUCGGGCUUACGACACUUCCAUUGAGCUGAACCCAAUAUUUUACAAUCUAGCCAAAGUCCAGGUAGAACUACUUCAUGGAGUUCUGUACAUUGACAUUCCUAUCCAUUCCUCUCCCUAGAUUUUAUCGUGUCAUGAGUUUGUGAAAUGGUAGCCUAUCAUCUAUUCAUUUCUUGAAAUGUAAAUACACAACAAAAUAUUUCUGUAAUCAGAGUUAAAACUGAAAAUUCUGUCUCAUAGACCCUAUUAGAACCCCAGAAUUUUAUGCUCCUCUUCUAAAACAUUUCUGUAGCACAUUCUCUGCAUUACGAAAUAGUAGUUUAGCUCCCCGUUGCUGGACUGUUCUUCUUGUACCGUUGUACGUACAUUGAUUUAGGGAAAUCUUUCAGUCAGCAGUAACCUAAUUUGGAAGCUGAUGCUGGAAAAUGAAAAGAAAUUUUGAAAUCAGAGUGAAACUGUCUCAUACAUAAACAGAUUAUUUUGUAUAUGAUGUUUAACCUGAACCUGUUCCUAAUGCUGUGCCGUUUUAAUUUAUGUUUCCUGCAUAAACAUCACGUUGGCUUUGAAGCAGCUGCAUGGUACUGGCAUUUUGUAGACGUGGUUUGGUUAUUCUUAUUUGUCUCUAUCUAUUGGUGGGGAGGUAUAUGAAUGGUUUUUGAGCUUUAAAUGUUAUGAGCAGUAUCGUAGUUUUAUCUGACCAAGAAGGUAAGAAGUAUACAUGGCUCAUACAAUACUUUGUGUGAUGUUACAUACAUUACUGUCAGUUUUGUGUAACAUAGGAAUAUAUGAACAUGUGUAACUAAACAACAUGCGCUAGAGUUGUUCCAUAGAGAAACACACAAGCAAGUUCGUGGAACCAUGGAAGAGCUGCAGCCACAUUCGAAGUUCAGGGGUUAGAAAUGUUGGGAUACCAUGGUGUGAAACUGCCUGCUUGGGCAAUUGAUAAUAACAUGGUAAAAUCUCUCCCUUUUCUUGUAAAGCUUCAUCUUGAAGAUUGCAAGGACUUGGAGCAAGUGCCACGCUUAGGAAAAUUGCAAAAUCUGAAGGUGCUCUCGCUUUUAUCAUUAGAAAAAUUGGAGUAUAUAGAAGAAGAUGAUCCUCAGGCUUCUGUGUCUGGAUUGUUAACUGCAGAAGAACCACCGUAUUUUCCCUCCCUAGAGCAACUUUGGCUAAAAAACUUGCUAAAGUUGAAAGGAUGGAUGAAAUCAGGGGUGGAGUUGGAUGAUGUUCGUCUUUCUCAAUUGAAUUCAUUGGUUAUAGACAAAUGCCCAGAACUGACAUGGAUCCCGCAAAGUCCUAUCCUAGAGGAUCUGACUGUAUAUUCAUUCAAUGAAAGACUGAUGCUGAUGAGAAUCCAUGAAGUUUCAUAUAGUCCUCCCUCAUCUCCUUCAUAUUUGAACAUUGGCAUUCCCUCUUCAUCGCAGUCAAUUGACCCUGGAAGUUCAAGUAAUAGUUAUAGUAGUAACGUUCUGAAAUUAAUUAAGGGCAGUGGAAUCAGACAAUGUGGCCUGGCUAAACUCACUACCAGUUGAGGCUUUUAAGUGCCUAUCUGAGAUGCACAUUAAAUAUGAUAAAGCGGUGGAGAGUACUAAUGAGAAGAUUGCUUGUAACGUGACUGUUCGAGGUGAUAAGGCAGUGCAGCUACUCGAAAGUGGUUUAAAGGUCAAGGAGUACGAGUUACUCAACAAAAACUUCAGUCACACUGGCUGCUUUGGUUUUGGUAUUCAAGAACACAUCGAUCUUGGAAUUAAGUAUGUUAUCUCGACUAUUAGCUUUCUUUCUUUCAUUAAUUAUUGCUAGUGUUGCUUCAA